Necator americanus (New World hookworm) is the source of this 2142-nucleotide messenger RNA. RefSeq lists its product as uncharacterized. NCBI's taxonomy places the organism in Eukaryota, Metazoa, Nematoda, Chromadorea, Rhabditida, Ancylostomatidae. The coding region runs from base 1 to 2142 and encodes 713 amino acids. The record is from RefSeq and is a predicted model, not a curated record. The transcript has 18 exons.
AUGUCAAUGUCAAAGAAUAUCCUUGAUUUAGGACAAGUGGUUUUUGGGGCAAGAUCUAAAAGGGGCCUCAAAGGGGCCGACAUGUCCGUUUCCAUCCAGGACCCUCGUGCCACACCUCGGCAUAUAGCGGAUCAACUAAAACGAUUCGUACUCUUAGCAGACGUGCCCCAAAGCACAACACCGAACGGUACUUCGCUUUCGGAUGCAGGCUUCGUCUUACUAAGCCUGAAGGACCAGAUUCUCGUCGACAACUCAAGAUCCCAACACUUUUGUCAAGAGUUCAUCUCUAGACCACUUAAUGGUGUAGAGCUUCUUAGCAAAGUUGUUAUGGUUCUGCAAGGAAUCGUCAAUUCGAACCAGCCACCGCCGUCGAAGAUCUCAAACUUACUGUCUAGGAACAAUUCAAACACGAAUCGGAAGCGAAAAGCUGCGGUGGCGGAAGCGGACUGUAUUGAAUGCCUGAAAAUUCUUCUGGAGAAGUCGGAAAAUGCAUGGCGACGUUUUCUUGACUCAGCAAACGGUCUCGACGCUGUUUUAUACUCAGUUAACAGUCCACAACUUGAUUCGAAGUGCUAUGCCUUAGAGAUCUUGUUAUUGUUAUUGGACCAACCUCAAGGAUUUGUGAUCCUGAUGAGAGCGCUAACAACUUUGGCGGCCAGAAGUAGGGAUUAUGUGAGGUUCACCAUGUUUGUGGCACAACUGAAACAUGGACUCCACACGAAUAAAUUACACAUCCAGAUUCUGAUCGUACGGCUGUUCAAUAAAUUGCUGGCUACAGCUCCAUCAUCAACCCACCGAUCCUUGGUGCGAUCCGAAGUCGCACUGACGAAGUUCAGCGUGGAAUACGUUGAAAAUCUUAUAAACACUCAAUCAGUUCCUCUUGGUGGGAUGGAAAUUCUUGUCGAAGAACUUGCUCUAUGGAGAUCUCUAGGAACUCCACCACAGCCAACGUAUGGUGUCGAGCAUAAUCACAUCUACGGAUUAACCGAAACAGAAAGUGACACUCUCCAAAGUGAACGAAUAAGGCAUGGUCGACCACCAACAGGCAAAUAUCCAACAGGCAGCACAGUUCUGAAGAAUGUUGAACGGCAACGCUUCAAAAAGCAGAGUGGGAUGGGGUCCGGUGGACGAUCAUCUGCUCCAGGAUAUCAUCCAGAAGGCGAUCGACAUACUUCUAAUGCAUUCUAUCCGGACCGACGUUCUCUUACAUUAUCAAAUCGCACGUGGCAAGCACAGUCCGAUGCCUCAUAUUCACCACCUUCGCUGACCCGUGCUAGCUACACAACCGAACGGGGAACACCGGGCGGUAUGCGUCGGGCUAAAAGUGAAAGCGCCAUGCUUGGACCGGAAAGAGUUGAAAGUCCAGAAGGCAUACGACGUGGAUUAAAGCGAUUUAAUGCACAUGAACAACACUUAUAUCAUCCCAUACAGCACACCAGAGCCAUAUCUAGGAGUGUUCACGAUCUCUCUACUCGUGACGAUGCUGUUACUUCAACGCUGACCCGUCCUAAUUCGGCCCGACCAUCGUCAGCAGCUCGCCCUCAGAGCAGAACGUUGACAAGGAGAGCACCAACACCACCAGGACAUUCGCCGACAAGGUUUGGAUCCAGACUGCAAGUGGAAGAAUCGCCACCUCGGGCACGCUACGCUAGCCCGAGCUCUCCUCGUGCUCGAUUUGCUGAACCUCCGAUUGUUGAGGCUCAAGUGCCUCAUGCAGGGUUCAGCUACUUGUUCCCGUCGCAGCCUGUUGUUUCUAGUGUUCUACCGAAGAGGACGAUCACUCCAGACCCUCAUUCAAGACAGUCUAUCAUUCGAUCGCAGUCUCCAGCUUCUCGACUGAUGUCGCCCAGUCCACGUCCAGACUACGACACGAGGUCAUACGCUGAAAACGGGCAAGUGGUUUACAUACCGAUCAACGUGGACAACGGACGUCACGAAAAACUAAGUAGGUAUGACCGGGCUGAUGCUGGCGUGUACUCAACUGAAUCAAGAACCAGUAGCCGAGCAAAAGUACGCAGUCCUAGCAUUAAUGGAGUAAUUGGAGAUGACGUCAGAGACGCGUUAAGUCAGUUCGACUACCUCAACGACUACGACAACACAAGCAUUCGAGGACGUGAACGGGAAGCCUCGUACCAUUUCUGA